AUGCUAUACGCGUACAGUUUCACGGUUUAUUAUCGUCUCUCGAUAAGUCUACCGUUUCAUCAGGUGAAAUACUUCAACAAAUUUGUCUGGCUUGCCUACCCAUUUGCCUAUGCAACGGGGCCGAUCGUUUUCAUCGUGAACGCCAUCAACUAUUUUGACGACAUUAAGGAUACGACUAGACGUUAUGUAAGUUACUUAUCUACACCGACGAGAGACUGGCUCCAC
Mesorhabditis belari is the source of this 225-nucleotide messenger RNA. NCBI's taxonomy places the organism in Eukaryota, Metazoa, Nematoda, Chromadorea, Rhabditida, Rhabditidae. The record is from the annotation of a GenBank genome assembly.